This is a messenger RNA of Elaeis guineensis (African oil palm), 4983 nucleotides long. RefSeq names its product 5-oxoprolinase 1. Lineage: Eukaryota; Viridiplantae; Streptophyta; Magnoliopsida; Arecales; Arecaceae. Gene Ontology annotation, biological process: glutathione metabolic process. Gene Ontology annotation, molecular function: 5-oxoprolinase (ATP-hydrolyzing) activity. Gene Ontology annotation, cellular component: cytosol. The record is from RefSeq and is a predicted model, not a curated record.
CUUCUUCUUCUUUCCUGUUUUUGUCUUGUUCCAAGAUGUUCCCAGAAUGGUUGGAAUAUAAGGCUGGACAAGAGCCCGAAACGAAGACAAAUAGCUCUUCUCCAUUCCAUUGAUCGAUCUGGAUAACGAUUCGUCUAUCCAGAGAUUUGGGGGGAGUGGGUGAUUUUGCGCCGGCAGGUGGUAGCUUAAACCCUGGAUUUUGGUGAGACUUCGAGCUGGUUUCUCACCCACAACUUUUGGCGAUCUGUAAAAGGUUGGAUUUUGUUGCUUGUUGUACUGCCCUUUCAGCUCUUGUUCAAGCAUGAUCCUAUAGUUUCUGAGGAAGCAGAACAAAGAAAUGGGGAGCAUCAAGGAAGAGAAAUUCAGGUUUUGUGUUGAUCGGGGAGGAACAUUCACAGACAUCUAUGCAGAAGUCCCUGGCAAGUCAGACUGUUGUGUGAUGAAGCUUUUGUCUGUGGAUCCAUCAAACUAUGAUGAUGCUCCCAUUGAAGGGAUUCGAAGGAUCCUAGAAGAGUAUACCGGUCAGAAAAUCCCACGGUCUUCCAAGAUUCCCACAGACAAAAUUGAGUGGAUUCGUAUGGGCACCACUGUUGCCACAAACGCUCUUCUGGAGCGGAAAGGUGAGAGGAUUGCUCUCUGUGUGACUAGGGGCUUUGGAGACUUGCUUCAGAUUGGAAACCAAGCUCGGCCAAACAUCUUUGACCUCACGGUCUCGAAGCCCUCAAACCUCUACGAGGAAGUCAUAGAGGUUGAUGAGAGAAUUGAACUUGUGCUGGAUAAAGAGAAUGCUUCUUCUUCAAUCGAAGGAAUAUCUGGGGAGCUUAUCAGGGUGGCAAAGCCUCUGGAUGUAGAAGCACUAAAACCUUCACUAAAAGGUCUCCUCGAUAAAGGGAUAAGCUGUUUGGCUGUUGUGUUGAUGCAUUCAUACACUUACCCUCAGCAUGAAAUCUUGGUUCAGCAGUUAGCUUUGAGUAUGGGUUUCAGGCAUGUCUCUCUGUCAUCAGCUUUGACUCCCAUGGUUCGUGCUGUUCCCCGAGGCCUGACAGCUAGUGUUGAUGCCUAUCUGACUCCAGUCAUUAAGGAGUACUUAUCAGGCUUCAUGUCAAGAUUUGAAGGGGGCGCUGAGAAGGUGAAUGUAUUGUUUAUGCAAUCAGAUGGAGGCCUUGCACCAGAGCAAAGCUUUUCUGGACACAAAGCAGUCCUUUCAGGUCCUGCAGGAGGGGUUGUUGGUUACUCACAGACCCUCUUUGGGCUGGAAACAUCUAAACCCCUGAUUGGGUUCGACAUGGGUGGCACAUCCACCGAUGUAAGCCGCUAUGAUGGAAGCUAUGAGCAAGUUCUCGAAACCCAGAUUGCUGGGGCUAUAAUACAAGCACCUCAGCUUGACAUAAACACUGUUGCUGCAGGUGGUGGUUCUAAGCUGAAAUUUCAAUUUGGAUCCUUCCGGGUAGGACCUGAAUCAGUUGGGGCACAUCCUGGUCCAGUUUGUUACAGGAAAGGUGGGGAAUUAGCAGUUACAGAUGCUAAUUUGAUAUUAGGGACUGUUAUUCCUGACUACUUCCCAUCCAUCUUUGGCCCUAAAGAAGAUCAGCCUUUGGAUAUAGAAGCCACAAGAAAAGCAUUCGAGAAGCUCUCUGUUGAAAUAAAUUCUUACACGAAAAGCCAGGACCCUUCAGCAAAGGUUAUGACGGUAGAGGAGAUUGCUCUUGGAUUUGUGAAUGUGGCUAUUGAAACAAUGUGUCGACCUAUACGUCAGCUAACUGAAAUGAAGGGGCAUGAAACAAGAAACCAUGCACUGGCUUGCUUUGGGGGUGCAGGUCCACAGCAUGCAUGUGCUAUUGCCAGGUCACUGGGCAUGUCUGAAGUCCUUAUCCACCGGUUUUGUGGGAUAUUGAGUGCUUACGGAAUGGGCUUGGCUGAUGUUGUUGAAGAGGCACAGGAGCCAUAUUCUUCUGUUUAUGGUCCUGAUUCUGUGCUCGAGGCAUCUCAAAGGGAGGCUGCUCUGUUAACAUUAGUAAAACAAAAGCUGAAAGAUCAGGGUUUCAGAGAUGAAAGCAUCAAGACAGAGUCUUAUUUAAACUUGAGAUAUGAGGGCACAGAUACGGCCAUGAUGGUUAAAAAACCAAAGGAAGAUGGGAAUGAUUAUGCUGCCGAGUUUGUAAGGCUGUUUCAGCAGGAGUAUGGGUUCAAACUUCAAAACAGGAAAAUCCUUAUCUGUGAUGUGAGGGUUCGAGGUAUUGGAGUCACCAACAUCUUGAAGCCUCAAGAACUUGAACCUGCUUUGGCAAAUCCUGUAGCAGAAGGUUCUUAUAAGAUAUACUUUGGUAAUGGGUGGCAAGACACACCAUUAUUCAAGCUUGAGAAGCUGGGUUGUGGGCACAUUUUGCAAGGCCCUGCAAUAAUCAUGAAUGGGAACAGUACAGUGAUUGUUGAACCUGACUGUAGAGCCAGCAUUACCAACUAUGGUAAUAUAAAGAUUGAGGUUAACUCAGCCCCAAGCACCGUAGAGAUUGCAGACAGGGUUGCGGAUGUGGUGCAGCUUUCUAUAUUCAACCAUCGGUUCAUGGGCAUUGCUGAACAGAUGGGUCGGACCCUUCAAAGAACUUCUAUUUCAACAAACAUAAAGGAGAGACUGGAUUUUUCUUGUGCUUUGUUUGGCCCAGAUGGAGGACUUGUUGCAAAUGCUCCUCAUGUCCCUGUGCACCUUGGGGCCAUGUCAAGCACAGUGUGUUGGCAACUCAAACAUUGGGGUGAAAACCUCAAUGAAGGAGAUGUUUUGGUAACUAAUCAUCCUUGUGCAGGAGGAAGCCAUCUACCUGAUAUAACUGUGAUUACUCCAGUCUUUGAUAAUGGUAAGCUGGUAUUUUUUGUGGCAAGCAGAGGGCACCAUGCAGAAAUUGGCGGGAUAACUCCAGGAAGCAUGCCACCCUUCUCAAAAGCUAUAUGGGAGGAAGGUGUGGCCAUUAAAGCAUUCAAGCUUGUUGAAAGAGGUGUCUUUCAAGAAGAUGGAAUCAUUCAUCUGCUUCAGACACCUGGUUGGGAUGAACAUUCAUGUUGUAAGGUCCCAGGGACCCGUAGGCUUCAGGAUAAUUUGUCUGAUCUUCGAGCCCAAGUGGCAGCAAACCAGAGGGGAAUCACACUUAUCAAAGAACUCAUCGAUCAAUAUGGUUUGAAUACUGUUCAAUCCUACAUGACCCAUGUUCAGAAAAAUGCUGAACAUGCUGUGAGGGAAAUGCUCAAAGUAGUUGCUGGUAGAGUUGAACAAGAAAAAGGGGCUGCUGUUAUCGAAGAAGAAGACUAUAUGGAUGAUGGCUCUGUUAUCCACCUUAAGCUCAGCGUUGAUGUCAAGAAGGGCGAAGCUACUUUUGACUUUGAAGGGACAAGCCCAGAAGUUUAUGGCAAUUGGAAUGCCCCUGAAGCAGUAACAGCUGCAGCUGUGAUCUACUGCCUCCGCUGUCUGGUGGAUGUUGAUAUCCCAUUGAAUCAAGGGUGCCUAGCUCCUGUAAGAAUCCAGAUUCCUGAGGGUUCUUUCCUUUCUCCUAGUGAUAAGGCUGCUGUGGUGGGUGGUAAUGUGCUCACAUCCCAGAGGGUAACGGAUGUUAUCUUAACUGCAUUCCAGGCAUGUGCCUGCUCCCAGGGAUGCAUGAAUAACCUGACCUUUGGGGAUGACACUUUUGGAUACUAUGAAACUAUUGGAGGUGGCAGUGGAGCAGGACCAAACUGGGACGGAACAAGUGGGAUUCAGUGUCACAUGACUAAUACUAGGAUGACCGAUCCUGAGAUUUUUGAGCAGCGGUAUCCGGUUCUUUUGCACAGGUUUGCUAUUCGAGAAAAGAGUGGGGGUGAUGGUUAUCAUACAGGGGGUGAUGGCCUUGUCCGGGAAAUAGAGUUCCGACGGCCUGUUAUAGUGAGCAUUCUCUCAGAGAGGCGAGUGCAUGCUCCAAGGGGAUUGAGGGGUGGAAAGGAUGGGGCUCGUGGGGCAAACUAUCUGAUCAGGAAAGACAAGCGAAAGGUGUAUCUUGGAGGUAAGAACACUGUCGAAGUGGAUGCAGGUGAGAUUCUUCAGAUUCUUACUCCUGGAGGUGGUGGAUUUGGCACUCCUCGCUGAUAUCUUCAUGCUGCAUUCCAGCCUUUGUCAUUCUCCUUUGCAUAUGAUUCGCCUUUUACAGGAAGAAUAGCAUCCUCUUUUCAGGAAAUGUAUGGAAAAUAAAAUUAAAGGUUGUGAAGCACUUGGGAAUUGACUUCAUUACCAAGCUCUGCCCUGCCAUGUGCUUGAUAGUUUCAUUGAAUAAAAGGCAUCAUUUAAAAAAUCCAUCAGCAAAAUCAAAAUAUGACCUUUUUUCUCCGUAUAAUCUGGAAUGCUUUUCCAUCCAGGUUUUUCAAGAUGCCCUGCUUAUCUUUAUUGGUCUUUGGCAGUCCGAUUUCUGUGUUUGCAAUUGCUGCUCAAACUAUUUUAAAGACUCAUAUCAUUACAAAAUUGAUAAUGCCAUCUAGAGCCGUCAUGCUGUAUGUCUUGUUGAUGAUUCUGCAAUAAAAUGAAUCCUUGCACCUUAUGUUAAAUUCUCCUAGCAAAUGGAAAUGUUGUUGAAGAUUUGGACAUGGACCAACAGACCUUUCAUUUGUUUACAGGUUUCAGUGGUGUGAUUUCUGAGGCAGAUGAACAAAAGAUUGAAGGCAUUCAGAGUAACAUUCUGGAUUCUGAGCAUAAAAUUCUCAAAGCAUAGCUUCCUGGGUAGAUAUAUUUGUACAAAACAUGAUGCUGCUGCAAAUUAAGGUGAUCUCUGACAGCUGCCUGCGAAAAUCUUGGAAGGUUUUUGAAAGAAACGUUGUUGGACGCACUACAGCAUCAUCGUGGAUGGAAUCUAUUUUUCAAUUUGGUUUCCAGGAAAGCACUUCCAACUUUUUUUCUCCUCUCCUAAUCAUAAUAAACUGGCAUAAACUCCACAGUAUGGGCAGGAUCAAAGUAUAUAGGUUUGUUAAGCA